CGACGUCAUCAACACGCGCCGGUUAACUGUUCCGCUUCGUCCACGCGCAUGCACGCUGAACGAAAUACUGUACGUGGUAUUUCUGCAAAAGAUUAUACUUAACUACAUUUGGAGAUAAGCUUGCCGUUUUCGUCACCCAUCGUCGCUAUUCGACACGCCGUCGGCUGAGUUUGCGGGGGAGUAUGUUUCACGAGGACGAAGAUUGGAAUGACGCCGCCGACGUCUUAAGUCAAAUUGUUGUGAAACAGAAGCCAAACAGUCACAGCACCGAUGUGAAGUCCAAACAUGUGGGAAAGAAGAGUCUCCUGCGGACGCUACAGACUUUGGAAUCGAUACCAGACUGGAAGCGCGACGACCAGCUUCGGCCUGACAGCGACAGCGAAGCCGCCACGCCGGACACCACCAAGAAGAAGAAAAAGAAGAAAAAGAGGAGGAGGACAAAACAAGCCAGUAUGACAACGGCAGAGCAGGAGAACAACACUGAGGUCAAGGAAGAGAAAACUGUAGCCAAGAAGAAAAUGGAAAAGACAAGUGGUGUCCCGAAGAGCAAAAGCGCAUCUGCCGGUGAGGGGGAGGGCAAAGCGAGCCCGCAGCAGCCGGCCGGCGAUGUCCCGAAGGUCAGCAGGCAGCAGUGGAAAAACAAAAUGAAGAACAAGCGGAAAUGCAAAAAUAAAUACCGGCAGAAUAAAGCUCAAGAAGACGUCGGGAAGGACGAUAAAACUCUGCCGACGACGCCUUCACACAUCAACAGCGGCAAGCCGGUCCUAGCGCCAGACAAGCAAACGCUGCCGCAGAAAAGAAAAAAAACAGACGAGGACGUCAACACGGGGACGUCGGCUAUUAAAUGCGCCAAGAAGGAAAGGGACGAAACCGUCAACGGGUCAUCGCGGGCCUCCGAGACGCUCGGGCAAAAAGUGGAGCUUCUGAAACGCCAACGCCUCCGGAAGCUUCUCCGGUCGACCGGUCCCGAGGAGCCCGUUUCGGAGGAGCCCCCCCGAGAAGCCGUUUCGGAGGAGGCCCCCCGGGAAGCCGUUUCCGGGGAGGCCAAGGACGCUACGGGGGACCGCUCGAGUCGUUUGCGCUUGCGCGUGGAGCGGCGCCUGGAAGCGGCCCGCUUCCGCUACAUCAACCAGUUGCUGUACAGCAGCAGCAGCGGCGAGGCCAAGCGCAUGUUCCAGCAGGACCCGCAGGCCUUCCAGAUCUACCACAGGGGCUUCACGGAGCAGGUGCGCCACUGGCCCGCCAACCCCGUGGACGCCAUCAUCGCCUACAUCCACAAGAAACCGUCCUCGCUGGUGGUGGCCGACUUCGGCUGCGGCGACUGCAAGAUCGCACUCAGCGUCAAGAACAAAGUGCACAGCUUCGACUUGGUGGCGACUUGCGACCUGGUGACGGUCUGCGACAUGGCCCAUGUGCCGCUGCCGGACAGGUCGGUGGACAUUGGCGUCUUCUGCCUGUCGCUGAUGGGAACCAAUCUGGCGGCUUUCCUCGUCGAGGCCAACCGGGUCUUGAAAAAGGGGGGCGUGCUGAAAAUCGCGGAGGUAGCGAGCAGGUUCGACAACGUGCGUAACUUUCUCACGGGGCUGGCCAAAUUGGGAUUCAAGUUGGAGUCCAAGGACACGGAGAACACACAUUUCUACACGUUCGACCUCACCAAGACGAGCGAUGCGCCAGAAAAAGUGAAGAAUUUCGGCUUGCAGCUGAAGGCCUGCUUGUACAAGAAGAGAUGACGUGAAAAAUUAACUGCAAAGUAUUCGCUUGGACCGCUGCACCGUUGUUGAAAAAUGCGUUUGUGAUUUGUUAUCUUGACUGGCUGCUUUUGUUUCCAAUUCCUUCCAAUAUGGAAAAUUGUAUCAUAUGUAAAAUACUGUGGGGGGGGGGGGGGGCAACAUUAAACAUUUUGACGAGAA
Molecule: messenger RNA, 1910 nt
Organism: Hippocampus comes (tiger tail seahorse)
Lineage: Eukaryota; Metazoa; Chordata; Actinopteri; Syngnathiformes; Syngnathidae
Gene: rrp8
Product: ribosomal RNA processing 8
Exons: 8
Coding region: 183-1730 (515 amino acids)
Biological process (GO): cellular response to glucose starvation; rDNA heterochromatin formation; regulation of transcription by glucose
Cellular component (GO): rDNA heterochromatin; chromatin silencing complex; nucleolus
Molecular function (GO): methyltransferase activity
Source: RefSeq, a predicted model, not a curated record